Messenger RNA from Aplysia californica (California sea hare), 2225 nucleotides. RefSeq lists its product as uncharacterized. NCBI's taxonomy places the organism in Eukaryota, Metazoa, Mollusca, Gastropoda, Aplysiida, Aplysiidae. The record is from RefSeq and is a predicted model, not a curated record.
CAAUACGGCCCUAGAAAGCUAUACGCCUAUAAGGUUGCUCCUGUUGGCACAGUCAACACAGGCCGGGCGGGCCACGAGAGUAGGCUUGGUAGCGAGAGCUUUCUCACAAUUUCGCCUGUUCUUAUCAGUCACGCCAAGUCUGUUUGUUUUCCUGUGUUCAGGGUACGACCGUAGCGUACGACCGUAGCGUACGACCGUAGCGUAGAGUAAAGGCUACUAUCUUCGGUACAAGUAUAAAAGGGCUUUCUAUUGGCCUCUCUCACCCGAGACACAAACUUGGGACUUCAUGUUUUUAGCUGUUGCCUACCAGGUGUAUUAAAAUUUAGGCCUGUAGUCUAAUACUGUUAUUAUUAUUGUAUUAUUACUAGACCUAUUCGUGGAGCAUGGAAAGGAUUUACUUGUCAAUUACAGCGUGAUUGCGAGCAGUAGCAGAUGGCCUUGUGUGUGAGAUCUCAGGGAUGGCUGUUGCAAGACUGAGGGGGAUUUUACGAACAAAUCUGUCCGCUGCAGUGUAGUUGUAGUGAAUAUUUCAAGACUGGAGAACUUAACAAACAGACCCCUCAACUGUAGUGAAUAUAUUGCUAGACUGGAGAACUUAACAGACAAAUCUGUCGUCAGCUGUAGUGAAUAUAAUAUUGCUGGACCAGGGUUGUUACAGUCACAGAGGUAGACCUCUCAUGUCCAGUGAUCGUUGCUACAUACUACACAGAUUAUAUAUAGAUGCGUCAAGUGUGGUGUAUUCUUCUAGACUGGAGAACUUAACAGACACAUCUGUCAGCUGUAGUGAAUGCAUUGCUAGGCCAGCGUUGGUACAGUCAAGGAGGUAGAUCCGACAUCUCCAGUGAGUGUUGCUGUUGCUGCACAGAUAUGUGAAUGAGUCAAGUCUGGUGUAUGUUUCUAGACUGGCGAACUAACAGACAUAGUAUACGUCAGAUCCAGUGGAUGUUGCUAAAUCAGUGUAGUUAGAGAGGUAGAUCUGUCAUCUCUAAUGCCAUCUGUGGUGAAUAUUGCUAGACUGAGAUAAACGUGAUAACUGUCAUAGAAUUUUUUUUAGACAGAUGUGAAUUUGUAGUCAUGUUUGCUAGACAAAGAUAGAUGACAGUCGACAACAGUGGAUGUUGCUAGAUUGGUGUAGUUUCCGAGGCACGUGUAGAUGUGGAAACUGUUGUGGAAUUUGCUAGACAAAGGUAGAUGACAGUCGACUACAGUGGAUGUUGCUAGACUGGCGGGUGCCAGAGUUAGAUCUGUCAGCCCCAGAGCAAUGCUAGACUGGUGAAGUUUCUGAGACGUUUCUACAGUGCCACAGGACGAGGGAGAAAAAACAACCAUGGAUUUGUCAGUGGAGCACAUCAGAGGCGUGAAAGGCAUCCUUUGUGGGACUUCCAUCAGGAAAGUCGCGACAUUCCUGGCAGUUUUCUGCAGCGUCGGUCUUUUCCUCAACUACGUUGGGAACAAUUACUACUUCAUGAACGUUCGCCUGGACGACAUGAAGUAUCUACCCACUGUGGGGAGUAACAUUCCAGCAAACACAAAUCCGGUUGUCGGAAGAAUCGUUGUCAACACAAAGGCUACAGUGCUCCAACAGCUAAAGAAGAAUCACACGAAUGCGACUGCGCCAAAAGUUAAAAAACCGUACGAGAAGUAUCUACUCUCUGUUUACCCCGGAAGCCAAAAGUGUCUUCCGCCUCCGGAAGGAAAUCCGGAUCUUCCAAAACGCAUAAUCUCUGACCCAACUUUCACUUGCAAAGAUGGCGUCGUGAACAAUAUAACCGAAGCCGAAAAAGCCACCAAGCAAAGACAACAGACAUUUAUAUCGUGCGGCGCUGAUGGCUCUACAUCGACCUCGGAAGUGCGGUGGGUUCCGUUCAAUGAGACACUUCAGACGUUCAGAAGUGAUGCCGAGAGAGCGUGUCUUCGCCUCUACGUGCAACAACAUUGCUACGACUGGCGGCCUGUGCCAGAUGUGAUACAUCUCUUGUGGUACGGGAGCACCGAUCUAGACUUCAAGACUGUCAUAGGGCUCUACAGUAUCUUCACCAUAGCGAGGCCCCGCCUGGUGAUCCUCCACGGAAACGCUGUACCCGUUGACCCCAUGUGGGACGCCAUCUUGCCCGUGGCCACUAACCUGGUGCACGUGCACAAAGAGCCGCAGACGUCUGUCAACGGGAAGAAGAUCAAGAACGUACAGAACCAGGCCGACAUUGGGCGGAUAGAGAUCUUGAUUG